AACCGAUUCUUAUUCAAAUUAAAUAUGAGUGGUUCAGAGAAGCUUGAAAUCGCCGAUUUAACGGCCUUGAAUGCUAUUGCCGCCGGGAGCAAUAAGAAGAACCCAAGAAUCGUAGCUGCCGGAAUCGGUGGGAAAUUAAUGGGUACAAAGUCGCUCGUUACGGUGACAGCGGAACAAUUGACCGAAGAUUUAAAACACAACAACUCCUUGUCACAAGAACAGAAGAAUAAAAUUAUCCAGGAUGUCAAGGAUGCAAAGGUCGCCAAUGAGGUCAAGAAAACCGAGGAUGCUACCAAGUUACACAUUAGUGAGCAACCUUGGACUCUUAACAACUGGUACAAGCAUGUGAACUGGUUGAAUUUUGUAUUGGUAAUUGCUAUCCCAAGUUAUGGAUUAUUUCAAGCAUUCCAAUACCCUCCAUGUCUCAAGACCUUAGUGUUGGCAUUUGUGCUCUAUGCCUUUAGUGGUCUUUCCAUCACCGCUGGUUACCAUAGAGGUUGGGCUCACAAGGCGUACGAAAUGUCUACUCCCGUCAAGUGGUUUUUUGCAUUAUUUGGAGCGGGUGCUAUUCAAGGAUCUGUCAAAUGGUGGGCACAUGGCCACAGAGUCCACCACAGAUACACAGACACCAACAAGGAUCCAUAUGAUGCCAGAAAAGGGUUCAUGUAUAGUCAUUUGACGUGGAUGUUGACGAUUCCCAACCCUAAGCACAGAGCCAGAGCCGACAUUUCGGACUUGAUUGCCGACCCUGUUGUCAAGUUCCAACACACACACUACAUGGCUCUCUUACUUUUGAUGGCAUUCAUCGUUCCAACCGUGACGGCCGGGUUAUUUUGGGGAGACUACUGGGGAGGUUUUAUCUACGGAGGAAUUCUCAAGACGUUUGUUAUUCAACAAGCAACCUUCUGUGUCAAUUCGUUGGCUCACUGGAUUGGUAAACAACCAUUUGAUGACAGAAGAACCCCCAGAGAUCAUGCAUUGACGGCAUUGGUGACGUUUGGUGAAGGAUACCAUAACUUCCAUCACGAAUUCCCCAGUGAUUACAGAAAUGCCUUGAAAUGGUACCAAUACGAUCCUACCAAGGUAACCAUUUAUGUGUUGUCCAAAUUGGGCUUGGCCCACAACUUAAGAACCUUCAGUCAAAACGCCAUUGACCAGGGCAGAUUCCAACAACAACAGAAGAUGUUGGACAAAAUGAGAACAAACUUGCAAUGGGGUCAACAGGUGAGCGAAUUGCCAGUAUGGGACAGAGAAGAGUUCAAUACCAGAGCUAAGAAGGAAGGUUUGAUUUUGAUUUCAGGUAUAAUUCACAACGUCAAGACGUUCAUCAAAGAACAUCCCGGUGGUCAAGCAGUUGUCAGAGCCUCUUUAGGUAAGGAUGCCAGUGAGGCUUUCAACGGUGCUGUGUAUGCUCAUUCCAACGCUGCUCAUAACUUGUUGGCUAACAUGAGAGUGGCGGUGUUGAGGGAUUCGAACCCUAACAACAACACCUUUGCUGUUCAACAACAAUACUUGGAUGACCAUGCUAUUUAUAAGAAGCUUCUGUAGAAGUGCAUAUGAGAAAUUUAAUUCUUUUGGAACC
Molecule: messenger RNA, 1582 nt
Organism: Yamadazyma tenuis ATCC 10573
Lineage: Eukaryota; Fungi; Ascomycota; Pichiomycetes; Serinales; Debaryomycetaceae
Gene: OLE1
Product: stearoyl-CoA 9-desaturase
Biological process (GO): unsaturated fatty acid biosynthetic process
Cellular component (GO): endoplasmic reticulum membrane
Molecular function (GO): heme binding; iron ion binding; stearoyl-CoA 9-desaturase activity
Source: RefSeq, a predicted model, not a curated record